AUGAAUGUUCUUGAUCCUCCCACCCGGCCGCAAGCCGGAGCCUCGUCUUUCGUACUUGACUACUCGACUGACCCAUCGCUAAAGCCAUCAGCAAAUGCAAAGCUGGAUGCACCGCAGCACCAACAAGAGCAACACCAAGAUCUCUGGUCGAGCAUUCUCAAUAGCGUCAAGAGCUCCAAAGCAAUCUCGACAAAGAAUAUUGUUCUUCUCGGCGAGCCAAAAUCCGGCAAGACGUCGCUUCUCUCGGCUCUCGCUUCUACAUCACCCCUCGGUCUUGUCAGCGGCAAAUCUGCUUUUCCUCCGUUCGCUACCAACACGCGCCUUGACGACAAACCGGCAUCCGCGCCAGCACCACCGGCUACCUCAAAGCUCGCAUCAAUGCCUGAUGACCUCGGCCUCUCGUAUGUCUACUUUGACGUUGGCGAUGAGAAGGACCGGGACGAGAUCGUUGCCCGCGUUGGCGCAUACACCCUUCAUUCCUCCGAGCCUGCCUACACGUCUCUGCUUCCGUUUGCGUUUCCUGAACCAAACUCCUCGUACAGCGAACGUGACAACUCUGUCAUCAUGGCAUCUCUCGCCUCGGAAACUCUGUCCACUUCCGCUGCCGCUCCAGUCGACUCGGAUCGCACCUUUUCUACUAAACCAUCUAUUGACUCGCUGAAAGAGUCGAUCGUUGUGAUCUUGCUCGACUGGGAGCAGCCAUGGACGUUUUUAGAGCAUCUUCGUAGCUGGCUCAGCAUCCUUAGCGAGCUAGUAGAUGCUGCCGCUGAUGGUGCGCUAUCAGCACAGCAGCAGCGCGACGUAAAAUGGAGCACUACUCGUGUGGCUCUAGACGAGAUGAAAGAACAGCUCGAGGCAUAUAUCAGAACAUACGCCGAGCCGAUGCAAAAGGCAACGCAGUCGAGUACCGCACUCGGCGUCGAUCAGGCGAAAGGUGCUGCAACUGCAACGCAUGAGGCGUCCACUCCGAGCAGCGCGGAUGCUUUUCCCGCUCCGCUCACCAGCGUCAGCGCGCUGCUCGAUGGCGCGGAUGCAAAUCCGCUGAGCGAGGGAACGCUUACUGAUAACCUUGGCAUCCCUAUCGUGGUGGUAUGUACAAAGGCUGAUGCCAUCGCGCGCCUCGAACGCGACAAAGAUUUCAAGGAAGAGCAGUUCGACUACAUUCAACAGGUGCUUCGAACCAUCUGCAUGAAGUACGGUGCCGCACUAUUCUACACUUCAUCUGUGCGUGCUCAAUCAAUCGACAUCCUGCGAUCGUAUCUCUUGCAUCGUCUUUUCACGCCAUCCAGCAUCGGCUCACAGCAGCAAACCGACAGUGGUAACUCCACUGCGCCAUCAGCACAAACCAGCGCGGCGGCAGGAGGAGUGGCCGUGUUUGGCUUUGGUUACCGUGCCUCGACCACGGAUCGCGACACGCUGCUGGUGCCUGCAGGUUGGGAUAGCUGGGGCAAAAUCAAGGCGCUUCGUGAACCGUUUGAUUGCCGCAGCAUUGCCAAAGGCUGGGACAAGGACUGCGAGGUUGAAAAGCUUCGUCGAAUACGUCGUCUUGAAAAGACGAAACAGGUGGAAGAUGGAUUGGAAAAGGAGCUUCAAGCAGAACGAAAGGGUGACGCGCCGUUGGAUGUUGCUGGCGGAGGAGACGAGGUGCAGUCGGCAAUGAAACUGUACGAGGACAUUGUUUCGGAUUGGGAGGCGGCACCUGUGGGCAAGGACGCAGCUAACAAGGUGCGCAUUCCGGACGAACAGACGUUUCUCGGGCAGCACCAUGCGAGCUUGCAAAAGGACCCUGAUUCGACGUCCAGGUUCAGCAAGCGAGGUGUCGUAGGUCCGAUGACGGGAUCGAGUGCUGGGCUGCCUUCGGUAGAAAAGCUCAUGUCGCGCGAAGCCAAGGUGGACGCGGCCGGGUUGGCGCAGACCGAAGCUGCACCGAGCACGUUGCGUCCACGACUGGAAACGUCCUUGUCCAGCUCGACGUCGAGGAGAGAGUCGACUUCGGCAGCAGCCGCAGCAGCGGUGGCAGCCAUGACGGGUGGCAGUGCAGACAAAAGUAGCCGCCCGACAAGUCCUGCCGUCAAUUCAGGUACCACGUCACCGGGAGCACCAAAACAGUCCGAGGUGCUUCACAGCUUCUUCCAGUCUUUGCUCAAGGAUAAGGCGUCCGGUGUGGGCCCGCCAAAGGUCGACAGGUUGAAUAGGACGUCGUCCACCGCGACGCCUCGGAGGGAGUUACCUCCGAAAUGA
Molecule: messenger RNA, 2241 nt
Organism: Mycosarcoma maydis (corn smut)
Lineage: Eukaryota; Fungi; Basidiomycota; Ustilaginomycetes; Ustilaginales
Exons: 1
Coding region: 1-2241 (746 amino acids)
Biological process (GO): microtubule cytoskeleton organization; microtubule-based movement
Cellular component (GO): centrosome; cytoplasmic dynein complex
Molecular function (GO): dynein heavy chain binding
Source: RefSeq, a predicted model, not a curated record